GAGCAGCGCCGGCCGCCGCCGCGGGAGCUGCCCGGGCCGCACCAUGCGGGAGCUGGCCGUGGAGAUCGGAGUGCGCGCCCUGCUCUUUGGGGUCUUCGUUUUCACCGAGUUUUUGGACCCAUUCCAGAGAGUCAUCCAGCCAGAGGAGAUUUGGCUCUAUAAAAACCCUCUGGUGCAGUCAGACAACAUCCCUACCCGCCUCAUGUUUGCAAUAUCUUUCCUCACUCCCUUGGCUGUUAUUUGUGUGGUGAAAAUUAUCCGGAGAACAGACAAGACUGAAAUCAAAGAAGCUUUCUUAGCUGUGUCCUUGGCUCUUGCUUUGAAUGGAGUCUGCACAAACACGAUUAAAUUAAUAGUGGGAAGACCUCGCCCCGAUUUCUUUUACCGCUGCUUUCCAGAUGGAGUGAUGAACUCGGAAAUGCACUGCACAGGUGACCCUGACCUGGUGUCCGAGGGCCGCAAAAGCUUCCCCAGCAUCCAUUCCUCCUUUGCCUUCUCGGGCCUCGGUUUCACAACAUUCUACUUGGCUGGCAAGCUGCACUGCUUCACCGAGAGUGGGCGAGGGAAGAGCUGGCGGCUCUGCGCGGCCAUCUUGCCCUUGUACUGUGCCAUGAUGAUCGCCCUGUCCCGCAUGUGUGACUACAAACAUCACUGGCAAGAUUCUUUCGUGGGUGGCAUCAUCGGCCUCAUUUUCGCCUACAUCUGCUACAGACAGCACUACCCGCCUCUGGCCAACAUGGCAUGUCACAAACCGUAUGUCAGCCUCCGAGUCCCCAGCUCGCUGAAGAAGGAAGAGAUGCCCACGGCCGACAGUGCCCCCAGCCUGCCUCUGGAGGGGAUUACCGAGGGCCCCGUAUGACGGGAGUCCCAGGAGAAUGGACGCUGGGCCCCGGCACGUUCUUCCACCCUGAUGUCAUAACACAGUGGAAAAGAGUUUCUGUCGUGUGUUCUUCAUCCGUUGUUUCCCCCAAGCUUCUCUUCUGCUUCCGUUUUGUUGAUGGCGUUCUUGCCUCUCUCAAUGUCUCUUCGACACUUUUGAAUUUGCCAGGCUAGGACACCUGGAACCAUGUCUGAGCGACUGAGGCACGCAGGAAGGAGGAGGCUGCAGGGUGGGGUGGGGGGAACUUGCUCAGCCAAUGACUCCUCCAUCUGCAGGCUCUGCUGUAUUACUCACCCGUCUCUGUUUUCGUGGCUGUAAAACAUAAUAAAACCUCCCACUGGAA
Molecule: messenger RNA, 1223 nt
Organism: Jaculus jaculus (lesser Egyptian jerboa)
Lineage: Eukaryota; Metazoa; Chordata; Mammalia; Rodentia; Dipodidae
Gene: Plpp4
Product: phospholipid phosphatase 4
Exons: 7
Coding region: 44-859 (271 amino acids)
Biological process (GO): phospholipid metabolic process
Molecular function (GO): phosphatidate phosphatase activity
Source: RefSeq, a predicted model, not a curated record